UAAAGACAGAAAAAAGUUACGAGGUUAAAUAUCUGUUAUCUAGGUUCCGAAACAAGACAAGUUGUGAAGAGGAUGAUACUGAACCUUGUUGGAGUAACAGCCACAACCAUGGCUGUUCCUUCAUUGAUGUUGACAACAACGAGAAGAAAACCUAUAUGCUUGUGUGCUUCUUCAACCACCAUCAACACAGAAGACCUACGUUCUCAACUUGAUCAACUUCAUGCGGAAGCACACACCACAAGAACCAAAGCAAAUAGUGCUAGAUUGAGGCUAUUGAGAUUAUCAGAAUCAGCUGAGAAGCUUCAAAAACAAGCAGCUAUAAGUAUCCAGAAGGGGGAUGAAGAUUAUGCAAGGGACACGCUUCUUCAGAGGAAACAAGUGUUGCAGGCUUUGGAAAAAUCUAAAAUCCGCAUUGAGUUGCUUGACGAGCUUUCCGCAAAGCUAAGUGAGGCAAUAUCUUUGAAAGAAAGCCAGCUAGUUGGAAAUGUGACUAUGAAGAUUGAAGAUGCGACACAAGAUGAUUCGAGUCCAGUUCGAAUCAUUGCUCCAAAGGAGGAAGUUCUAGAAGAUUCUCUCAACGAUGAUUCUGACUCUAAUAAGAUGAAGUUCAACGAUAUUCAAGAUGUGCAAAUUUCUUUCGAAAGUCGAGAGAAUCCACUGGACGAUAAGGAGAUAGAUAAUCUUCUGAAAACCCUUAGCACUGAUGCUGGGAAAGAAAACAGCAUACCCAGCAGCUUGUCGAAAAUAUCCUCUUACGAGGACUUCAUGAAACAUAUAGAUCAAAAGCUUAGUGAGAUUGAAACUGAACUAGUUUCUGUUUUGAAUGUCUCGAUUUUAGUAUUGGAUAGUGAAGAGAGACCAAAGAAUUUCAGGUGGCAACAAACAACGGAACUCCUCGAGAGCAUCCAUGGCAUUAGAGAGAGAAUCAGAAGUUCCAAGGAAGCAAAAGUGAGGAUCUGAUCAAUUUUGCUUUGCUCGACGAAGCUUCUGCUGCCAAGUAGGAACUAACAUGAGUCAUAAAAUAAUCUGCCAUACUUUUCUCGGCAUCUAAAACUACUCUGUGGGAACGCGAAAGACACAUUGAGAUGCUUAUUGUUAGUUGAGUAUAAUGCAAAGAAGUGUCGAUGUAUUGGUUCGCUCCUAGUGGCCUAGUCCUUUAAACGCGAUCAUCUGUUUUGUCAUACAGGAUCAACAAAUAAUCCGUUACAAAAAUUGUUCCAAGUUACAUCAAGAAUCUAAA
Messenger RNA from Lathyrus oleraceus (garden pea), 1240 nucleotides. RefSeq lists its product as uncharacterized. The coding region runs from base 73 to 960 and encodes 295 amino acids. The transcript has 4 exons. The record is from RefSeq and is a predicted model, not a curated record. NCBI's taxonomy places the organism in Eukaryota, Viridiplantae, Streptophyta, Magnoliopsida, Fabales, Fabaceae.